AUGCUCUUGGAGCAAGGCAACGCAUCGCAAGGAGGCCUAAGAAACGAAUGCCGUUUUGGCGUUCAAGUGACGGCGGACGUGCUUGCCUACAAUGCCUUGCUCGGCGCGUUUGCUUCUGAGGCGGACUUCGAAUCAGCCUUCAAACUCAUCAAGGACAUGGAAUCGGGAACCUUGCGUGAUGUAGCACCGGACGCUUCGAGCUAUGCUGCAGUGGCCAAUGCCGCUUGCGCGUGUUCAUCCUCAAGACGGCAAAGGCAUUACUUUAUGGGCGUUGCUGAAGAAUUGGUUGAUCAAAGCCGAGAAGCUAUGGUUGAGGUGGAUGCUGCUGCUUACCAAAGGCUCCUGAGGCACAGUGCAAGACAAGGAGAUGCAGAGCGCGUCGGUCGUUUGCUCCGACGCAUGUCUUGCUUGGAAGCAUCUCCCCGUCCUUCCGCACUUCUGGAGGCUUUGCAGGCUUGCAGCACGGCACCCUUCGUCGGCUUCGCGCACAACCUUGCGACUUCAAAAGGAGCCUGUGCUGAGCGCACAGCGUUCCUGCUGGCGCGGCCUUUGGCUGAGCUUGGCGAUUGGCGAGGAGUGCAGAGGCUGCUUGGAAGGUCUCAGGAUUCAGCGACCGCCGCGGGUGCCAUCUUGCAGCUCAUGGCCCUGGCCGAAGCAGUUCCAAGGAAGCGGCGGCUGAGCAUGGAAGCGGCAGCAGACUUCAUGAGGGCAGGAGGGCGGCUGUCAGCUGAGUACUCGGACUGCAGGGACGUCAGCUUAGGAAGCCUGUCAGCAGCCGCGGUGCUGCUCCGUCGCAGCCUUGGUGGCCGCACAGUUCCUGGGCGACGGCGUGGUGCGGCUGCGGAGGAGAAGCGGAGGUCUGAGGACAGAGGGAGGCCGAGUCCGCAGCAGAAGUAUCGAGAAUCUGCAGAAGAGCGAGGUCUCGCAGCAGCUGCUCGGCUUGCAGCUGCUGUGGCAGCCGCAACCAGCAACUGCCAGGGUCCCCAGGCCCCUCCAGGCCCUGGAGAUCGUUUCCGGCUUAGGCGUCACAGCGCCAUCGGAUGCUGCAGGACUGCACCUGGACAGCCAACUCCCGCAGUGCGACAGGCCUGGAAGUCAGAAAAGGAGGAGAAGGAGCUGAAGGAGCUGGAGAAACGAGAGCGUGAUCGAGCGCCAGCACGGGAGCGGUGUGAAGCUCGGCCACGUGUGGCGCCGGGCGAAGUCGCUCCGCGAGCCUUCGAGACUUCUCCGCGCCCUCGUCUCACACGCGCGCAGAGUGCGCGUCGCCCUACAAGGCCCUCAGCGCCCGAACGGGCAAGGAGUGCCGAUCCACGCCGGCGUCAGGAGGGCGGCUUCGUUCCAGAGCGCCGGGAGGCUUGUGCUGUCGCAUCUCAAACCUUUCCUCUGCCACUAGCAUGCUCCAUGCGGCUGCACGGCGAAGCACGGGGCACAUCCUCACAGCAGCAGCUGCUGCCGUGGCUGGACGUCGGGUACUCUGUAGCUAAAUUCCUCGGCCGCGGCGCCAGCGCAAGCGUUUGGGAGGCCGUGAGAAGUGACAACGAGCAGCGAGUUGCUGUCAAGGUCUUUGACCAAGGCCAGCGUGAUAAGCGCCAGGCCCACCGAGAGAUGAAAGUGCUUUCGAGAGUGCGCCACCCUCGAAUCGUGGAGGCCUUCGAAGUCAUUGAGACACCCCGCUAUGCACAACUGGUUUGCGAGCUUGUGGACGGCGAGUCCCUGCGAGCCUUCUCACAUCGCCAGCCCUGCCACAAGCUCUCUGAGCAGGCUGCGCGGCAUUACUACCGGCAGGUCGUGGAGGGCGUGUCUGUGUGCCAUGACCGGCUUGUGGCACAUCGAGAUUUAAAGCUCGAGAACGUGCUCCUGGAUAAAGGCCGAGAAGGAGUAAAGAUCAUCGACUUUGGUUUCGCUGCGCAUGUGCCGAGCAAAGAAACGAAGCUCAAAGCUUUCUGUGGGACGCCAUCGUACAUGGCUCCCGAGAUCAUCCGCGGCGAGGGCUAUUCAGGCUUCGCAGCUGAUGUCUGGGCUUUGGGAGUGGUGCUUUUUGCAUUACUCUCCGGCACUUUGCCUUUCUCUGCGAAAACAGAGAUGCAGCUAUACGCCCGGAUUCGACGCGGCACAUUUUCCUUUCCGGAUUGCUUGGGUGAGGCUCAGAAGCGACUCAUCCGGGGAGUCAUGCGCAAAGAUGCUGCUGUAAGGCCAUCGGCAUCUGCACUCCUUCAGCAUGCCUGGGUGGCUGGGCGCGACGCCGAUGCAGAUCCAGGAAGAGAUGUGUGGCAUAUGAAUUCACAAAAAGGCUAG
Symbiodinium pilosum is the source of this 2295-nucleotide messenger RNA. The record is from the annotation of a GenBank genome assembly. Lineage: Eukaryota; Dinophyceae; Suessiales; Symbiodiniaceae.